GUUUGCCCGCUGCAUACGGUUGUUAGACAUCCCUUGAAGUAUCCUAGAUAGAGGCGUGACCCUAACGCCACCUUACACGUUUGGGAUUCUAGCGCAUACCGGUAUGUAGCCAUGUCUUUUUCUUUCCGCCAAACUGUUCCAACAGCUCGGGCUAUCAAGGCGGAUAACAUUUUUGCGGGCAAGUCUACCUUACGAGCUGAUGAAAAGAAGAAAGAUGAAGGACAGCCUAAGAACAGCGCACUUCAAGAGUAUUUGGCAAAAAAGUAUGCCAGCGACAGUGGCCCAAAGGACGGUUCGGAAGCAGGGAAGCGUAAGAAGAAACGGAAAGCAGGGCAAGACGCUAGCGGCGCCAUUCGCAUCGUGGAUCAGGACUUGUCAGGCUUCGUAUCCUUGGACUCUAACGGCCGUGGGCCCUUGCCCAAGCGGCGGGCAAUAGCAGACGAUGAUGAGGAGGAAGAAGAGGCUCCCACGAUUGCUAAUCCCGAGGAGGCGGCGGCACUCAUGAAGCAGGUUGACAAGGCGAAGAGCGGUUCGGGGUGGGUCGCUGCAGAUGAGGCGGCACUGGCGGGACAGAGCAGGCGGCAUGACAGUCCCGACGCAUCUCCGCCGCGCCGCGGCAGGCGGGAUGACAGCCCGGAUGCCUCCCCUCCCAGGCGAGGGAAGAGGCAUGACAGCCCGGAUGCCUCCCCUCCCAGACGAGGGAAGAGGCAUGACAGCCCGGAUGCCUCCCCUCCCAGACGAGGGAAGAGGCAUGACAGCCCGGAUGCCUCCCCUCCCAGACGAGGGAAGAGGCAUGACAGCCCGGAUGCCUCCCCUCCCAGGCGAGGGAAGAGGCAUGACAGCCCGGAUGCCUCCCCUCCCAGGCGAGGGAAGAGGCAUGACAGCCCGGAUGCCUCCCCUCCCAGACGAGGGAAGAGGCAUGACAGCCCGGAUGCCUCCCCGCCUCGACGAGGGAAGAGGCAUGACAGCCCGGAUGCCUCCCCUCCCAGACGAGGGAAGAGGCAUGACAGCCCGGAUGCCUCCCCUCCCAGGCGCGGGAAGAGGCAUGACAGCCCGGAUGCCUCCCCUCCCAGACGAGGGAAGAGGCAUGACAGCCCGGAUGCUUCCCCGCCUCGACGAUCCAGGUCACCAGGCACUGGAACCAGACCCGGCGCAGGUGCAGGCAUGGGUCCAGGUCGACCCAUGGGUCCGCCGCGCCCGCCGGCUCGCAUGGGUGACGGCACGGCUGCGGGCUUGGUGAGUGCGACUCAACUGGCGGAAGACAUCAAGAAGCAGAAGGAGCAGGCGGAGGAGCGCAGGCGGAAUGCGGAGGGCCGGGGCGCCCAGACGGUCUACCGCGACAAGGCCACCGGGCGCGUUAUGACGGCUGAGGAGGCGCUCAAAGCCAAGGAGGACGAGCGCGCCGCCCGCAAGAAGCCCAGCAUCUACGACGAGGACCAGACGCUGGAGUGGCGGGGCGGGCUGGCGCAGAAGCGGCAGGCGGAGGAGCGCAGGCGGGAGCUGGAGGAGGAGGCCGCCAAGCCGUUCGCCCGCUCCGACAUCGACAGCCGUCACGACGCCGCGCUGCGUGAGCAGGUGCGCUUCGGCGACCCCUUCGCGCACCUGGCCCGCCGCAAGCAGGCGGGGGCGGAGGCGGAGGCGGUAGCGGCAAUCACGGAGCGAUACGAUGCGGAGAAGCUGGGCAAAUCAGGCUUUAAAAUACCCCAGGAGGUGCCGCCGCACAGCUGGCUGAAGCGCGGCGUGGCGGCCCCCGCCAACCGCUACAACAUCCGGCCGGGCCGUCACUGGGACGGAGUCAACCGCAGCAAUGGAUUCGAGGAAGAGCUGUUCAAGAGCCAGAGUGCUCGUGCGGCACGGGAGUUGGAAGCCCGGCUGUGGAGCAUGGGCGACAUGUGACCGGGUGCUCUGCAAACCGAGCAGCAUGCAGCACUGAACUACCGAGCAGCAUGUACGGCAGUUGGGUGCUAUGGGUUGCUGUGCAUGUCGGAGUUGUGCGUAGGAAGCAGUUGGCCUUUCCUUGUGCUGGCCGCCUGAAGAACUGUAGCUGGGUCAGCACAGAUGAACUUGCAUGUUGUACGGCAUGCUGGGCCACGCUUUAUCUGGGUCGCCAUAUCUAAUGUGCAAGUGACUGUGUACUGCCUCUUUUUCGAUGCUUUCCGUUAGGCCGUUGGUUGCCUGUUCUACUAGCUGCUUCCGUCCACCGAGAUGGGACGCACGCUUAGGGUUUGAACCUUGCCUGCGGAUUGACCUCUUCAGAGGGGCGCUUACAUGAACGACCGUCCGUACGCUUGCAUCUGGUACAUGCUGACUUUGUAAAGGCCAUGUGGCCUGGGUAACGGCCAUUUGCUGUAUGUUACCACCACUGCGACAAUAGCCC
Molecule: messenger RNA, 2377 nt
Organism: Astrephomene gubernaculifera
Lineage: Eukaryota; Viridiplantae; Chlorophyta; Chlorophyceae; Chlamydomonadales; Astrephomenaceae
Source: the annotation of a GenBank genome assembly